AUGGCCGGAGCAAAAAAGCUUCCUAAAUAUCUUAUCGUCUCACCAUCCAAUGAUCACAAAGAGGAUUUAAAGCCAGAAAAGCGUACAAGAGCUGUACCUAAAUGGCUCAAGAAAGUGUUAUUGGGUAUUCCUCCCACUAUUGCUGAUGCUGCUGAAGCAACGCAAAAAACAGACUCUAUUGAACUCUUGUGUUACCUUGACAAAGUAAACAUUAGAAUAAAGAGGGGUAUUUUUAAAUCUAAUGAUGCAUUCAAGUAUUUGAAACUAGGUACCUGUCCUGUAAACCACAGAGAUAAUGAGUAUUACUUCCUACUGUACUCGCUAACAACUGACUGUGGGUUUCAUUUAGAGAGUUUGCCAGAUUAUUCAUCCAUCAGUAUUGCACUCAAAUAUAAUCCAACCAGCCCAGUUAUAAGGGAUAUGCCAUUUGAAAUUCUUCUGCAAUGUCGAUAUCCCAGGUUGUUUUACUCUUAUACAGUUGGCUUCCAUCCUGAACUACAAGGAGGCACAUUUCACAAAGUACUCCAACCAAAUAGCAGUUUCUCCAUUUCCUCUCAAGAUGCACUGGGGAAUGAAAUCCCCGGCAGUGAAACCUACAUCUUAGGACAUCCAAUGUACUUUGAGGCCAGCGGACCUGACAAAACUACAGAUUCUGCAGAUGAGAAGAUAUACAUCAAUAAAUGCUUUGUGACUGCUUCCAGAGAUCCCACCUCACAACCAAAAUAUACAGUCAUUGACAACCACGGCUGUAUGAUUGAUGGCAAGGUGACAAUACAGUCAAAGUUCCUCCUUGGAAACUCAACGAGUACACAGAAAUUCAGUGUGGGCAGCUUCAUUUUCAAGGACGGUACUUCGACCACUUCUCCACAGGUACAAUUCUACAUACACUGCGAAAUGUCUCUGGGGCCUCUUACUCCCACUUCCAGUUCAAAAGCGUGCAAUUAUGAUCACGCUACCUACAAGUGGAGGGAGCUCCAUGGUAGGGACUGUGUGUGCGCCUGCUGCGACUCAACAUGCCCAUCAGCACAUCCGAAGAUGGCCUCCAAGGAGAUCAUCACCAGUAAAUCUUGGAAGGUUGACUUUAGCAGUGAGGGUGAAUUUGAGGAGGUUGACCCACAGUUUAACUCUUUUGAUGCUGAAACAGUAAAUGUGGAAGACCCCAAUAUGGAAGGGCAUACAUACUUCCUCAACUGUGACUGAAACUUAACAAGUUUAAAGAAUUAAAAAAAAAGUAAUGUUGCAAUGAUUUACCAUUUUAAAUAAAUGUAAU
Messenger RNA from Cololabis saira (Pacific saury), 1270 nucleotides. It is a transcript of the gene zp3c, whose product is annotated as zona pellucida glycoprotein 3c. Gene Ontology annotation, cellular component: extracellular matrix. The record is from RefSeq and is a predicted model, not a curated record. Gene Ontology annotation, molecular function: acrosin binding. Bases 1 to 1200 code for a protein of 399 amino acids. Lineage: Eukaryota; Metazoa; Chordata; Actinopteri; Beloniformes; Belonidae. The transcript has 8 exons. Gene Ontology annotation, biological process: egg coat formation; positive regulation of acrosome reaction; binding of sperm to zona pellucida.